AUGCCAAUUCGCCUUGAACGUUACUAUGUUAUGAUCGUUUCUAAAUAUUUCAAAGACAUUGGGGACUUCAUUAAGUUGGUCCACGUCUGCAAAAAAUUUGCUGAAAUCCCCGCCAUGUUUCACUAUAAUCCUGUUUCUAUGAAAGGCAAAAAUAAGUUCUUUUCGAAUGUUGAAACACUUCAUAUGUAUUCCAAAUAUGAUGAAGACGAUGACAGAUAUAGUAAAUGUGUAUACGAAUAUCUAUUGUCAUACUCGGUAUAUUUAGAACUCAAAUCCAAUUGUUCAACUUUAAAAAAGUUCGAUACACAAACGCCGAUUAUUUAA
Entamoeba invadens IP1 is the source of this 324-nucleotide messenger RNA. RefSeq lists its product as hypothetical. The record is from RefSeq and is a predicted model, not a curated record. Bases 1 to 324 code for a protein of 107 amino acids. The transcript has a single exon. NCBI's taxonomy places the organism in Eukaryota, Evosea, Mastigamoebida, Endamoebidae.